GGUUGUCUUUCCUCUUGUCACUUUCUGCAGUAUCUGGCUGAGCAAUUCUCAGUGCUUGCUCUCUUCUCAUCUGGGUCUUUUUCAGAAUUUACAAUUAUUACCACUAAGCGUAUAUUCCACAUGAGGCCUUUAUUGCCUAUCUUGAAAGCCAUCCUUGUUCAUCCUUCAAAGAUCCUGAUUUUGUUAUUUCCAGUACUUUUUUAUGAGUACUGGGGCUCAAAGGCUCCUCCUUUACUACUAUUUUCUAGCCUGAAGUGAUUUCUUAUAUUGAGGGGUUUAGUAUCUUAAAGUUUCCAUCUUUGGCGGUUUUCAUGUGGGUCUUCUAAAUUCAGAAGUUGACUCCAGCUGGAAAUGAAACUUCUCCAAUUCGUCACUUAGCAGUAUUUGUUCUGGGUUUUUGGAAUGAGGCCUCAAUUGAUGGAUUUUCCAAAGCUUGGACUUUUUCUUGUUCUGAUAUUGGGCUGGAAUGAUUCCUUCAACUGCGAAAGGCCCGGGGUUGUCAAUAUUGGAGCUAUAUUAGCUUAUGAUUCGGUCAUCGGCAGAGUUGCAAAGGCAGCAAUUGAAACUGCAGUUCAUGAUGUCAAUUCAGAUAAAAAUGUUCUUGCUGGGACUCGGUUAAACUUGAUUAUGAUGAACUCUAAUUGUAAUGCUUUUCUGGGAGCAAUUGGAGCUCUGAAGAUUCUGGAUCGAGAAGCAGUUGCAAUCGUUGGCCCACAGGUUUCAGCAACAGCCAACAUGAUUUCUUUUAUUUCAAAUGGUCUUCAAAUUCCUCUAGUGUCCUUUGCAGCCACAGAUCCAACCCUCUCUUCCCUUCAAUAUCCCUUCUUCCUGCGCAUGACACCAAGUGACUCCUACCAGAUGAAAGCAGUGGCAAAUUUAAUUCAUUACUACAGGUGGAGACAAGUAAUUGCAAUUUAUGUCGAUAAUGAGUUUGGUAGAAAUGGAAUAGAUUCUUUGGAUGAUGAACUUGCUAACAGCAUGUCGAAGAUCUAUAAAAUUGCUUUACCAAUGGAAAUUUCUCGUGACAAAAUGACAGAAGCUCUGCGUAAUUCUAGAGUUAUUGGACCUCGGGUUUAUGUGGUACAUGCUUCACCAGAUUCUGGUCUUGACAUUUUUUCAGUAGCUGAGCAACUAAAUAUGAUGACCGAUGAGUAUGUUUGGCUAGUUACAGAUUGGUUUUGCACUGCUUUAGGUUCAUCAGAAUCAAAUUUGCUCAACACACUUAAUCAUCUUCAAGGGAUUAUAGGUUUUUGUCAAUACGUUCCUGUAUCUAGCCAAAAAAAUGGUUUUAUGUCUAAAUGGGAAGAAUUACACAAAAAAGGCAUGGUAACUUCUAAAGUUAAUGCAUAUGGGUUUUAUGCAUAUGACACAGUUUGGGCAGUUGCCCGUGCCAUUGAUGAUUUACUUAGGGACUCUGGAAAUGUAACAUUUUCUUCUAACGAUGAGCUAGUCAACAUGAAUGGAAAAAUUCAUUUCGAUCAAUUCAAAUCCUUUGAUGACGGGUAUCUCUUACUUCAAAAGUUGUUACUUCUGAAUUUUACUGGCAUAACCGGUCAGAUUCAAUUUGAUAAAAAUCGGAACCUCAAAGGUGGCGCAUAUCAAAUAAUCAACAUUGGUCGAAAUAUAAUUCAUACAGUUGGUUACUGGACCAGUCAUUUUGGACUGAGCAUUUCUCUACCAAAUUCUUUACACGAAAAUGAUGAGAGAAAUUUGAGAUCAAACCAAGGUCUUGGUAAUAUUACUUGGCCAGGUGAGAAUACGAAACCACCACGAGGUUGGGUGGCUGCCACUAACGAAAAGCCCCUACUCAUUUUGGUUCCACAUAGAGUGAGUUAUGUUGAAUUUGCAACUGUUCUAGACAAUCACACAGUCACUGGAUACUGCAUUGAUGUAUUUGAAGCUGCAAUUAAGUUAGUUCCUUAUGCAAUACCUCAUAAGUAUGUACCUUUUGGAGAUGGUAUUACCACUCCAAGUUAUUGGACACUCGUAAAUAUGGUAGCAAACCAGACCAUGGAUGCGUGUGUUGGAGACAUUACUAUAGCCAAGAAUAGAACUAAACUUGUGGACUUCACUCAACCUUAUGUCACUUCUGGACUUGUCAUAGUGGUACCAGUAAAAACUAUUAAAUCAAGUGCUUGGAGUUUUCUCAGGCCUUUUUCUUUAGACAUGUGGUGUGUGAUUGGAGCAUACUUCUUACUCAUCGGGGCUGUUGUUUGGCUACUUGAGCAUCGGGUGAACAGCGAUUUUAGGGGACCACCCAAGCGACAAUGUCGAACUAUAUUCUUGUUUAGUUUCUCAUCACUUUUUCACACGCAGCAAGAAAAUACCGUGACCUUUCUUGGGCGUUCUGUGAUGGUGGUAUGGUUCUUUUUGCUGUUGGUGAUUACAUCUAGCUACACAGCAAGCUUGACGUCGUUCCUUACUAUCCAACAACUAGCAUCUCCAAUAAGUGGAAUCGAUAGCUUGAUUGCCACUAAUGAGCCUAUCGGUUUUCAGGAAUCAUCAUUUGCUCGAGUCUAUAUGAUAGACGUUCUCAAGAUUCGUCCCUCGAGACUUGUUCCUCUUCGAACUCCUGAAGAUUAUGCUAAAGCACUACGGCUUGGACCCAAGAGAAGUGGAGGGGUGGCGGCAAUUGUAGAUGAGCCUCCAUAUGUUGAGAUAUUUUUACAAAAGUUUAAUGGGUUUGGCCUCGUUGGAGAGCCUUUCACAAGGAGGGGAUGGGGAUUUGUGUUUCCAAGAGGCUCUCCUCUUGCAAUUGACUUGUCAAGUGCUAUAUUGAAGCUUUUUGAGAAUGGGGAACUUCAGAUGAUUCACGAUCGAUGGUUGUGCAAGAACAAUUGCACUCCUAAACCAGCAAAAAGUUCUGAUCCUUAUCGGCUUGAGCUACACGGCUUUUGGGGAUUAUUUCUUGUUUGUGGGGUUGUAUCUUUUGGAGCUCUUCUCAUUUUUCUUCUAAGGGUAAUUCGGCAGUUUAUUCGCUUCAAAAGCAAGCAGAGAGACCCUGCAGAUUCAAGCAAGGGCUGUUCUCACAUUAUAUAUAGCUUCUUUGACUUUCUAGAUGAGAAAGAAGAGGCAAUAAAGAAGAUGUUUAAGCAGCAGAACAAUACCUCUCAGCCCGAGGUUAGUUGAUAAAUUAUACUAUUUGUUUCAGCUGGUGCAUAUUUCCACAAUUUGUGAUUAUUUCCUUUUUCAGAGAGAAUUGUUUAGAAGUUACGGUGUCUUAUAUGUAUGUAUUCUUGAGAUCCCCUAACUGGUAAUAUUAGCAUGUAAUUUGAUGCGACGCUGUUUCAUGUUGUACAUGUUGUACAGGAUGUUUGUGGUUUUCUAUAGUAAUACGUACUUAUUUUGUA
This is a messenger RNA of Asparagus officinalis (garden asparagus), 3350 nucleotides long. RefSeq names its product glutamate receptor 3.7-like. Gene Ontology annotation, molecular function: glutamate-gated receptor activity. Bases 403 to 3129 code for a protein of 908 amino acids. The record is from RefSeq and is a predicted model, not a curated record. The transcript has 7 exons. NCBI's taxonomy places the organism in Eukaryota, Viridiplantae, Streptophyta, Magnoliopsida, Asparagales, Asparagaceae. Gene Ontology annotation, cellular component: plasma membrane.